This is a messenger RNA of Lottia gigantea (owl limpet), 393 nucleotides long. RefSeq lists its product as hypothetical. Lineage: Eukaryota; Metazoa; Mollusca; Gastropoda; Lottiidae. Gene Ontology annotation, biological process: toll-like receptor signaling pathway; immune response. The transcript has a single exon. Gene Ontology annotation, cellular component: membrane. The record is from RefSeq and is a predicted model, not a curated record. Gene Ontology annotation, molecular function: transmembrane signaling receptor activity. The annotation marks the transcript as partial.
AAACGAUUCGAUGCCUUUAUAUCUUACAGUUCGUCUAACAGUGACUGGGUUCUAGAUAAUCUCAUUCACAAGUUAGAAUCACCGUUUGACUCCCACGAUGCUUUGUCUUUGUGUAUUCAUAAAAGGGAUUUUGUCGGUGGAAAAAGCAUCCUUCUGAACAUCAUUGACAGCAUUGAAAAUAGUCACCAUACCAUCGUUGUUUUAUCUCGACAGUUUAUUCAAAGUGUGUGGUCAAUGACAGAAUUCAAAGAAGCUUACGAAGAAAGUGUCACCAAGAAACGCCGCCAUUUAAUUAUCAUAAAAUAUGAAGAUAUACAGGAAACGGAAAUGGACUCCAUGUUGAAACGUUGUAUUAAAACUUUCACCUAUAUUGAUGCGAAGGAUCCUAAGUUC